AAAAGGCUGCCACCUUCGCGAAGUUCGGGGCUGAGUGGGAAUAUAUCAAAAAGUUUAUUUUUGCCUGCUUUCUGAGACAAACUUGUGCAUUUUCCCAACGCGUGUGAACCCUACAAUGUUUUGGACAGUCAUUCCCGAAAUAUAAAUAACAUAUACCUAAGUGACGCGCCCAACAGUUUACGAGUAAACAGUUCACUUUUGCGUAUCAUCAAAUUAUAACACAAUGAAAGUAACAAUUUCCACGUUAAACGACGAAAUUUUCGUCUUAGAUGUGUCCGAAGAUUUGGAACUAGAAAAUUUUAAGGCUUUCUGUGAAAUAGAGUCAGGUUUUCCUGCGUCUCGAAUCACUCUAACUUUUAACGGGAAGCCUAUGGUGAACGACAAAAAGUCACUGAAGGAGUUUGGUGUUCACGAUGGGGACGUGAUAGUGAUGCUUCGCAUGGUCUCCCGGUCAGACUCUUCACUCAGAGUCAACGAUGCUAAUCAAGCUCUACCAACUGGCUUAGCAAAUCUUGACUUCAGUAGUAUACAUGUGCCGCAAGAAUCCCCCAGCACCUCUAUGGCUAGAAACGUGGAAGAGGAUCCCCGCAUCAUAAGGGAAAUGUUCCUGGCCAAUCCUGACCAACUUGCUUUGCUUAAACAAAACAACCCAAGACUAGCUGAUGCCUUAUUAAGUGGCAACCUUGAUUCAUUUGCAUCAGUCCUCCGAGAACAAAUAUCAGCUCGGACAGAACGGCAACAGCAACGUAUAAGAAUGAUGAAUUCGGACCCCUUCGACACAGAAGCGCAGAGGAUGAUCGCAGAGGAGAUCCGACAGAAGAACAUAGAAGCAAAUAUGGAAGCAGCUAUGGAGUAUAAUCCGGAAACAUUCGGGACUGUUGUCAUGCUGUAUAUCAACUGUCAUGUGAACGGGUUUCCCGUGAAAGCGUUCAUUGAUUCUGGCGCCCAAACUACCAUCAUGUCUGCAGCAUGCGCCGAGAGAUGCAACAUCAUGAGGCUGGUCGACACCAGAUGGGCGGGUAUAGCCAAAGGGGUCGGCGUCCAAAGGAUCAUAGGGCGUAUACACAUGGUACAAAUGCGGAUUGAAAAGGACUUCCUGACCACCUCCUUCUCGGUCCUAGAGGAACAGCCCAUGGAUAUGUUGCUGGGGCUUGAUAUGUUGAAGAGACAUCAGUGCAACAUAGACUUGAAACGGAAUUUGCUCCGCAUCGGCACCACAGGCACCGAGACGCCAUUCUUGCCGGAAUCCGAGCUGCCCGACUGCGCCAGACUCUCCGGUUUCUCCGAGGACGAGCUGGUCAACCAAUCUGUGAGAGAUCACGAGGAGCGGCAGGUCAAGGAAGCGUUGGAGAAGUCGAAACAAGGGACACAGGGGCCUGCGAAUCGCCCACCGGCGGCCGUAGCCGCAGCAGCAGCGGCAACAGCAAGAGCGGCAGUAGCAGCAAGAGCGGCAGCAGGAGCAGCUCCAAUAGGCAAACCAGCACCAUUAACAGAACUGCCUCUAAAAACUGGAGAACCGCCAAUAGCUAGAGCAACGCUGACAGCUUGUGCAACGUCUACAGCCGGAAAAAUGCCAACAGCUGGAACAACGCAGACAGCUGGAACAAAGCCAACCGCUGGAACAACCCCAACAUCUGGAACAACGCCGAAAUCUGGAACAACGCCAACAGCUGGAUCACCGCCAACAGCUAGAGCAAAGCCAUCAGCCGGAGCACCACCAUCAGCUCGGGCAAAGCCAACAGCUGGUGCAAAUCAAAAAGCAGCUGGAGGCGGCCCCAAUGCUUCUCAGGGACCACAGUCAGGCCACCACUCUAGUCAUAGAAAGGGUUUCCCUGACCCCAGCGUGACAAUUUUGCCGUCUGAUAGGUUUACCGAAACAGAGGUGGAAGAAAUUGUAUCUCUCGGCUUCACCAGAGAACAGGUGAUCGUCGAACUGAGGCGGUUCAACGGCGACAAGACAGCGGCUACUGUGGCUCUUUUCGCCAAAUCACUCAAAUUUUAGUACACCGGAUCACCGCCAGGAAAGCAUGCACCGAAUUUCUCGCCACUCAGUAUUGCUUUAGAAUUUAGACGAUAAUCCCCGUUACAUUUUACCCUAUCUAACAUUUACGUGGUCCCACUUUCUUUUUUUCUCUUUUUUAUUGCAAAUAUUCUUGUAUAUUUUAUACAGGGUUAAAAAAAAAUUAAAGAAAGCUCUCCGCCGCUAGUUGUUUACAUCAAAACUAACAACUUUUGUUCUACGACUUUUUUUAAUUCGACAGUUUGUCAUAUGUUCAAUAUUUUACUUAGAUACUCUACUUGUCACUACUCUGUGAUGUAACAUCGGCGCGAAGAACUACUCUAUCGUGCGGUCACUGACCCGACUACGCGACUCUGUCGAAUCACAUGUA
Messenger RNA from Pararge aegeria (speckled wood butterfly), 2390 nucleotides. It is a transcript of the gene rngo, whose product is annotated as protein DDI1 homolog 2. Gene Ontology annotation, biological process: proteolysis. The coding region runs from base 224 to 2002 and encodes 592 amino acids. Gene Ontology annotation, molecular function: protein binding; aspartic-type endopeptidase activity. Lineage: Eukaryota; Metazoa; Arthropoda; Insecta; Lepidoptera; Nymphalidae. The transcript has 10 exons. The record is from RefSeq and is a predicted model, not a curated record.